Messenger RNA from Hibiscus syriacus, 277 nucleotides. Its product is annotated as probable trehalose-phosphate phosphatase E. Gene Ontology annotation, molecular function: trehalose-phosphatase activity. Gene Ontology annotation, biological process: trehalose biosynthetic process. The coding region runs from base 18 to 266 and encodes 82 amino acids. The record is from RefSeq and is a predicted model, not a curated record. The transcript is spliced from 3 exons. Lineage: Eukaryota; Viridiplantae; Streptophyta; Magnoliopsida; Malvales; Malvaceae.
AAGGGAAAGAAAUAGUAAUGUUUUUAGAUUACGAUGGCACUCUUUCUCCGAUUGUUGCAGAUCCAGAUCGAGCUUUUAUGUCCAAGAAGAUGAGAAAGACGGUGAGAAAGGUAGCCAAAUGUUUCCCUACAGCUAUAGUGAGUGGUAGAUCCGUAGAUGCAGGGACAAGGUAUAUAACUUUGUCAAGUUGGCUGAGCUAUAUUACGCUGGAAGCCAUGGAAUGGACAUUAAAGGCCCUGAGAAACUUUCCAAAUCUAACACAGUGAGUAAACUUAUG